UUUCAGCCUUUUUUUUGUUUUUUUUUGUUUUACGUGCUCUUCGUUUCAAGCACACGCCGCGCGUGCAUUCCUAUGCAUCCGCAUGAGAAACGGUGCGGCCGACCGACGGAAGGGUAGGUGUGAGUGGGAAGCGGGCUCCGAAUUCCUCGGAUGCACGCACGUCUUGGAAGGUCGAACGUCGCUUGGUCCGCUGCUCGCGCGCCUCGAUCUUCUCGUGCGCGGCGGUGGUUUUUAGGGGUUUCCGCGGGCUCGAGAUAACGGCUGAUAACGGCGACCCGUGCUUGCGCGCGGCUCUCGUCGCUCUUAUCGGCGAAGGCGGCGACCAACGGGAACGGCGGCACAGGCACCGCAGCCACGGAGACCCAGCCGAGCUUUCAGGAAUGAAGACCGCACUAAUUUUGUGCAUCGUGUUCUGUUCGUCAGCUUAUGGAGGACCUGAGUUGACGCCAAUGUGUCCGCACGACUGCCACUGCGGGGACAACUUUACGGUUGUCGCCUGUUCGCAUGGGCAGUUGCACCGUUUUCCCGAGCCGCUUCCCCGCGGUGUUCAAGAACUGGACGUCAGUUUCAAUUCCAUCGAGGUCGUUCCGACUCUCCAGGUGGCGGGGCUCACCAAAGUCACGUUUUGCCACAAUCACGUGAGGACAAUACCGCGCGGCACUUUCGCCCACACGACCGCUCUGCAUACGCUGGACUUCAGCCAUAACUGUCUGGUUUCACUCUCAGCCGAUGAUCUGGACGGUUUGGAAUCGCUUACACAUUUGGAUCUCAGUUGGAACGAACUCCGCAAGCUGGAGCGAUACGCCUUCCACAGGGUUCCGAAUCUGAGAACGCUGAAGCUAUCGGGAAACCCGCUGAGGUUUGUCGACAGCUCGUGGUUCAAGAACUUGGACGUCCUCGAAACGGUGGAGCUGCGGGCAAUAGAUGCUUACAGCCUGGCCCCCGAUGUCUUUGUGCUCGCUCCCAGGCUGCACACGAUUGAUCUGUCUGAAAACGACUUCACCGAUGUUCCGAAAGGGCUUGACAGCGCACGGAAUCUCAGAUUCCUAACAAUGGACCAGAACCCCAUGGUGAACUUGAGCAGGGCUUCUCUGUCGGGUGCAAGAAAUUUAGAGGAACUUCACCUGAGUGAUAUGCCGCGACUCGAAAGCGUUGAGAAGGGCAGUCUUUGGAACAUGAGGCGCCUAACCCUCGUUAAUAUGAGCAACAAUGUGCGACUAAAGGAGAUAAGUGACUCGGCGUUUCAUUGGGUAAAGUCGCCGGUCAUCAAGCUUAUACUGACCAAUAACAGCUUGCAGACUCUUGAUUACGCGUACAGCGGUCUCUGCGAUGCAGGAAUGCUGAACCUUGAUGGUAAUCCGUGGAUGUGCGACUGUCAAGUGCUAUGGAUGAGACGCUGCAAUGCGACGCAAGAUCUAAGGUGUAACGGCCCGCCAACCUUGGCUGGCAAGUACAUCGGCCACCUGACGCUGUCCGAAAUGACCUGUCCAUUGAGCCAGCGACUUCUGCUUCGCUUCGAAGAGACUGGCAGCAACAAACUCAUGCUCGCGAUUGUGGGUGUGUGCGCGCUCGCUCUGACGUUGGCCGCCGGCUCGUGCUUUUGGCGGGGGCGGAAGCGGCACCUGCAAAAGGGCGCCCGUUAUAGCGCCGUCCACUACGCUCACGUGACUCCGAAGGGCGACGCUUCGUGAACGUGUGUGUGAACCUGCCUGCUGAAAAGGAAGGCACUUCGAACCGCAAACUGCAGUGGGCGCAACCGCACCGUUUGUCGCUGAUGGGGACGUGACCAAACGACUUAGCGUGGAAGCUCUGGCCUGUUCGCGAUUCACUGAAGAAAGGACACAGCGCAAGAAAGACAGGGACACGAGAGAGCGACACCCUCAAAGCGCUGACUUACAACAGUUUAUUCAUGAAGACAUUAAGGAAUAAAUAUAUAAGGUGCUACCAUGUGCAAUAUGUGAGUGAUCGGCAAAAAGCCUGGAUGAUCAUUUGCAAUGCUGGUAACGAUAGCCACGUGCCUACAGAGCGCACGGAAUGCUUUCCAUUGAAACCCUGUCAAGACACGCCAUUUCCCGAGAUAAUAGGGCAAUCGAAGGAGAACUGACGCACGCGCUAUCAAACUUCCUAAUGAGAUCUGCCUCAACGAUUUCACGUGACAGCUGUGAUUUAUGUUUAGCCAGCACUUCGCUUUUUUCCAAGUAGGGCUUACACCCGUGGUCGUGGCAAUGAAUAACCAGCGUGUCGCCCUCUCGUGUCCCUGUCUUUUUUGCGCUGUGCACUUUUUCCAGUGACGAAACCUUUUGACCUUGCGUCAACAAGCACGCAAUUAUAAAACAUCCACGUGUGACACUGCACCACAUCACCACCAAAAUUCACGCUGCACAGAAUGGAUAAUAUCGGUGUUUCAUAAAACCUUAGGAGAGUUAACUGUACCCUUGGGUACAAAUGUGCCAAGCGUGUGUGUGCUUGAUUACAGAUGUUCGUGUCACGCCGAGAAUUUUUAUGAUGGUAGUUUUUUUUUCACGUGACAGAAAAUGAAUGGCGUUGUUCGGGAAAGUUUGCAUCUUUUAUUUUUAAUGAAGACAACGUGGCCUUCAUUCAACAAUAAUGACAUUUCCUGAUUUCAUUUCAUUUCACUUUAAUGCCCCUAUAAGCAUAUAUCAUAUAGUUGGGUUGGGUAUACAACAUAUACGAAGAAGUCUUACCACAGUUCUCAAAUCAAGAUAAAAGUUUUUGCAUAUUGAAAAAAUUUUGACGAGCAGGUGAUGGCAGUGAUUUGACGAAGAAGUGUGCUACUUCAUAUACCUGCCUCAAAAAAAACGAGGCUUAAAAUGCAUUAUUAAUAACAAUAGCUAAAGAAAUUUAAAGCAUAAGGAACCAUUUGGUAUUAUCACUCCUUCCUGGUUAACUGGCGACAAUGAACAACCACCGGUACACGCGGUGUCAUGCAUGGAAAGAGCCUUGGUCCUAUCACGAGAAACCAAUGUGUGAACAGAGCGGGGGGCUCAGCCACCGCGAUGCUGCGUCGUUCGACCGAAAAAGCAAGGAGCUUGCUGGUAAAUUAUUAUCGAAUGAAGAACAUAUUGUUGCGGAACUGUUCCAGUGGGACUGGUUAUAUUUCAAUAGUGGUUCUUCAGAGGAUAUUUAGUGCAAUUAUUGUAGUAAAGCUGCGACAGGCUAGUUGGUGCGAUUUCGUCAUCGUCAAAACUUGGCAACGCGCUCUUCCAUGAAGCGAUUAUCGUAAUCGUCAUGCUCAGCGGCGAGUAUUACAUCGGGCUUACCCGCCGUGGUUGCUCAGUGGCUAUGGUGUUGGGCUGCUGAGCACGAGGUCGCGGGAUCGAAUCCCGGCCACGGCGGCCGCAUUUCGAUGGGGGCGAAAUGCGAAAACACCCGUGUGCUUAGAUUUAGGUGCACGUUAAAGAACCCCAGGUGGUCAAAAUUUCCGGAGUCCUCCACUACGGCGUGCCUCAUAAUCAGAAAGUGGUUUUGGCACGUAAAACCCCAAAUAUUAGUAUUAUUAUUACAUCGGGCUCCUCAUCCGAUUUGACAUGGCCGUCUCGGCAGCUGUCCCUGUUUAAUAUGGCAGUGGUAAUAUUACAUUUAUGGGAACUACGAGAUUGACGUGACCUUUAGUGCGCUACGGUGUAGGUUGAACUCUCCCUAUACAACUUUGCUGAGGCUGUGAUCUACACUAACAUCCAAUUCGUUAGUCGCACCCAAAACACAUAUCGCAACGUUCGUAAGCUAUACCUGUUAGUGUCUUAAGCGAACAAAUUUGAUAUAUUUGGAGCCCACGCGCAAUUGUUACACCAUUUGCGUUAGCUUCGCAAAGAUCUACUUACAAGCAACGUAAUACUCCAUCGCUGACAGAUUUCCUCCGGUUUGGUCGUCUUAAUUGAUGCGUUCACAGUAUUGAGAUAUCUGCUUUCAUAGCGAAGUCAAGAAGGUUGUAAGGCUAACGCGUCAGAAGUGCUUUGCUGCGGACUUGGCUCCUACUGAACAAGUAACUUACUGCACGAAACACAAGGCCGGAUAGGACCACUGCCCUCUGUCCUAUCUCUCUUUCUCGCCGGUCUUGUAUUUCGCAUAGCAUUCGUUAGCUGUUUGGUGAUGGUUCACCUUUUGGAAUUCUCGCGUUGCCUGUGAUUCACCUCAUUAAAAAAAUAUACUGAAGCAUCAAAGCUGUGAUUAUAUCGUGUGUUUCACGAAACUAGAAUCAAACUUUAAGUAUAGACUGUACAUGUUAGACGAAUGAGACCGACGCAUAAUGUUCGCAGUCGUGUUGAACUACUCGCACUAUGUGUUGAAGUGCGAUUAGUUAGCUAUAGUCGGAUACAACUUUAGAAAAAAGGGGAGGCCCCGCCCAGAUGACCGAAGCGGCGAAGUCACCGGCCGUCCGGCGCAUGACGUCGGUCCAGAGUGCGCGCCCAUUGGUGGAUGCUUGUGUGCACCCGCCUCGAAGGAGUAAACGUCCCCUUUUUUCUACAGUUGUAUCCGACUAUAGUUAGUUACGUUUCUUAAGUAAAAUUAGAAACAUUCAUUUGAGGACAUGAGUCAUAAAGCCUGCUCAGAAAAAAAUAAAUUUGUUUCGAUGACGUUA
Dermacentor albipictus is the source of this 4600-nucleotide messenger RNA. RefSeq names its product phospholipase A2 inhibitor beta-like. Gene Ontology annotation, molecular function: ganglioside GT1b binding; ganglioside GM1 binding; protein binding. The record is from RefSeq and is a predicted model, not a curated record. Gene Ontology annotation, biological process: positive regulation of Rho protein signal transduction. NCBI's taxonomy places the organism in Eukaryota, Metazoa, Arthropoda, Arachnida, Ixodida, Ixodidae. Gene Ontology annotation, cellular component: plasma membrane; external side of plasma membrane.